UACCGUGCGCGCAAUGCAUUGGGAAAUCUUUACUGUUGGUGCGCCACCAGAAAAAUAAAAAAACGCUGUUGCUAGGACACGUUCGAGUAAACAAAAAAGUGUCAUCUAGCGUUUCUUUGCUGAUGCAAAUUGGUUUCAAAUCGAUUCAUUCAUCUACAAUUUAGCUAAUUGCAGUUAUAUUUAACCGGAGAAAUGAAAUUGGCUGGGAAAAGAAAGGAACCUGACCCCCUGAACCCCAAAGUCUUGCUAUGGGCAGAUGUAAGUUACAGUAACAUGGAGGAAAUUGAAAACACCAAGGACAUACCAGAGCUAGAGAGAACUCUAUGCUGUGUGCUGGGAGUAAACAUUCCUGAGCCGAGGAGGGGAGUCCUGCUGGAGCUCUAUGUCCACACAGUGCUGUUCUGUAGAGAGAGCAACUUCAACAGGGAGCAGACGUCUGUCCUCCUCUCCAUCGUCAAGAGCAUGCAUCAGGCUAACACUGAAACUCCACUCAACAACAUGGGCCAUUGCUAUGCAUACUGCAGUGAACUUCUGCUCUGUCACUCUGUCAGGAGACCUCCCUUCAGUAUCAGCCUGUUCAGCUCUGAGGAAGUGACCCAGAUCUUGAAGUAUCUCCUUAACACCUAUUUUAGACAUUACAAUCUGUACAAGUACAUAUUCACCCCUCAGGUUAGAUUGGAUCUGUCUUUUUCCUACUCUGGCAUGCCAGAUGAAGACCCUGUCACUGAGCCUGACGCAGUAUCAUCAGAUGGAUACUGUAAGGAAAACAAGCCAGAGACUGCAGAAGGGGAGCAGCCCAUUGAAGCAAUGAACACAGGGCCAGAGGUGGCUAAUACAGAUCCAUCGCCCAAGUCAGAGUUGAGGACGAUAAUACAACAGGAAAUGAGAGAGGAGAUGAUACAUAUGUCAAGGCAACUAGAGCAACGAUUGAAGGAAAGUGCAGAUCGGCUAAAUAGCGCUCUGACAUCACUGGAGACCAAUCUCCAAGGCAAAAAGUAAACAUCAAAGCCUGAUUUUUAUCUAUGCAUUUCAUUCUGUUCUUUUGCACUAAAACACGUUAGUCAAAUUUGAGAUCUAGGUUAUUUGUGGGUGGGUGUCUGUCAGUAAAGAGGUUGAUUGCGUAACCAUGCUUUUGUUAACUCUUUUAACACAAAAUCAACACACAAAUAUGACAAAGUAAAUAGGUUACUUUUAUUAUCAAUAAAACAUUGGUCUUUCA
Molecule: messenger RNA, 1219 nt
Organism: Salmo salar (Atlantic salmon)
Lineage: Eukaryota; Metazoa; Chordata; Actinopteri; Salmoniformes; Salmonidae
Gene: cfap119
Product: cilia and flagella associated protein 119
Source: RefSeq, a predicted model, not a curated record